Molecule: messenger RNA, 1829 nt
Organism: Aureobasidium vineae
Lineage: Eukaryota; Fungi; Ascomycota; Dothideomycetes; Dothideales; Saccotheciaceae
Source: the annotation of a GenBank genome assembly
AGACCUGCAAUCAAAUGCUUCCAGGAAAGAUCAUUGUGCCCCUGUCACCCCCGAGCUCUCCUCGCAUGUCUGGUCAAGACUACAAGCCAGCACUACCUGGUUGGCAAGCGCAUCAAGACCACAAGUCGCCUUUUGGACAGGGGUAUCCUCAUGCAGCAGGCCAGUACCAGGCUCCUCAAGAGCCUGUUCCGAGCAGCCAUGUCCUGAGCGUGCCUCAAGGUCCUUCAUUGAGGUCGUACAAGACUUCGCCGUACCCUCUCAAUGCCCAGUACUCGGCGGGUAGCACUGCUCCGAGUCCGUACUCGCAACAUUCUUCAUCGGAUCCUAAAUCCCAUACAACUUCCCAGUCCAAUGCUGGGCUAGGACAGCAGACGUCGGCCGAGUCGUUACCCGGCAGCCCAUCGUCUCAUCUGAGUCCGCACUCGCAAGGAGUCGACCCCGACGAUGAGAUCGCGGAUGAUGAUGAUCAAGAUGCAAGCGGGGAUGCUGAAGAUGGCGAGAACAAGCCUCCGAUGACAGCAGCCGAGCUGAGAAACCAAAAGCGCAAGAUGAAGCGAUUCAGGUAUGCUUUCACUUACCCACAACCAAACGAGAUUCCUGAUGAGCGAGUUCAGUCGCUAAGCCCACCCCGAUGCUGCGCACCGCGAAAGACUUUCGAGGGAGAUUCCUGGCUUGAGCCCAAGGCAGGUGCAAGUCUGGUUCCAAAACAGCUGAAGCGUUUGACAGCCGAGGAUCGUGAGAGGAUGAUGAAGUCAAGAGCUCUGCCGGAUAACUUUGACAUGACACCCAGUCUCCACAGCAACUAUGGCUCAGCGCCUGGUGGCAUCACACCUGGCGCAUCUCCUGCUAGCUAUGGAACAGUUAUCCACCAACCUGGGCACAUUCGUCCCUUGACUCUCGACACACUCCGCCGCGGAGAAUUGGGACCCAGCUACAUUAGCCCGACUGGAAUUCCUCCCGGAAUGACAACAAUGGCAUACACACCCCCGCAUUCUGCAACAGAUACCAUGUCUCCAGUCUCGAGACCACCUGAAGGUGCUACUUAUGGUUACACUCCCCGUUCAACUUUGGAUAGUCCCCAGAGAGCCAUGUUCCCAGGACCUCCUCCGUCAUACGCCAGCCAGUACUCCCAGGCUCCACGACUUCCUGUACACGAUCGAUUCAGACGCGCAAGUGGAGAGACUGCCACAUCGUCUCCUCUGAGAUCUAGCAUGUCUUAUGGCAGUCUGAGUGGCGAGAGCUCUCAACACCCCUCAGAGGCCAGAACCCCAGGACUGCAAUCGUCAGAGGGCCAGGGAUACAUCUCCCAACAGGAUGCGCAGAGGAACAUGCCUCCUCCCAGCGGGCCAUAUGGUUUGGGCCUUCCGCCUNNUGUAAGUAUUGUAUAUGUUUUGACCUCGCGUAACAUCACUAACAUUGAUCCUAGAUGGCUUCCCAGCUACCAAUCUAGUGUUCGUCCUGCACAGGCGCCGACUAGUGGCCCUCCAAGCAUCGACAUGAUCAAUGCCUAUCACAGAGACAGCCAACAACUGCUCAGCCAGCACCCUUCCUCCUUCCCCGAAUACCAACAAUACCACAACCCAACCCCUUACUCCACACCUCAAAUGCCUCACUACGCCAACUUCAGCAACCAGUUCGCUCCUUCCUCUUCAUACUCUGGUCCCUAUAUGCAGCGCUCAGAACAGCAACAGGCACAACCUCAACAACCGCAACAUCUUCCUACUACCUUAGCUCCUAGCGCCGCCCAGCGAUCUCCGUACCAUGGACAGCGCAGCAACGAAUCUGAAGCAAGCCACAGUGACAGCGGUGUUGCCAUCGGCGCUUCCUAC